Molecule: messenger RNA, 1117 nt
Organism: Heteronotia binoei (common prickly gecko)
Lineage: Eukaryota; Metazoa; Chordata; Lepidosauria; Squamata; Gekkonidae
Product: TNF receptor-associated factor 2-like
Exons: 5
Coding region: 23-1117 (364 amino acids)
Biological process (GO): regulation of canonical NF-kappaB signal transduction; regulation of apoptotic process; protein K63-linked ubiquitination
Cellular component (GO): cytoplasmic side of plasma membrane; plasma membrane signaling receptor complex
Molecular function (GO): zinc ion binding; ubiquitin protein ligase binding; tumor necrosis factor receptor binding
Source: RefSeq, a predicted model, not a curated record
GUUCUUGUGGUUCUUGAUUCGGAUGAUGGGCAAGCUGAAGGGGGCUCUGAUGCCCGUGGAUCCUAUCAUCAACGCCGGGUUGCUGUGCCAGGCCUGCGGCUUCCUCCUCAUCAACCCCCAGCAGGCGGAAUGCGGGCACCGCUACUGCUUGGGCUGCGUCAAGAGGCACUUCAGGGACACAGACAAGAUGGUGUGUCAUACUUGUAGGCAAGGACUGAGCCUCAGACAGUUCCACAGUGACAAAGCUGCAGAGAAUGAUGCACUCAUCACAGAAGUUGCUUGCCCAAAUUUUGGCUGCGCCUGGUCUGGAACUCUGAAAUCCUAUCAGGAGCAUGUUUGCCCCUCUGUGGCUCAGUUUGGAACUGCAAAGGAAUCUGCCUUGGCUCUCAGGGAUCAAGAGGUUGUUGAAAAGAAAUUCACCUGGAGUGACAAAAACACCAUCGUGGGCAACCCUUCUUUGAACACAGAAGCUGUCCUGUUGCGCGUGGAGUCCCUGGAGCUGAUGGUGGUUUCUCUGCAUCGGCAGCUGAAUAGCCAGGUAGCCAUGGUGAAGUCUCUUCAGCGCUGCUGUUCCCAGUACGAGAAGCUACUGAAAACCUCUCCAGAAGGACACAGGAGCUCCAAAGGGUCCACACCAAUGUCGUCGGAGUUGAUCAGCACCAAUGGAACCCUGGUGUGGAAAGUGGAGAACUUCUCCAAGCUCUUGAGGGACGCCACUUCCGGGAAGAAGCGUUCCAUCUACUCCCCAGUCUUUGCCACCCAUGCUUUUGGAUACCAUCUCUGUGUUCGGAUGUACCCCGAUGGAGAUGGCAUCGGCAAGGGCAGCCACCUUUCACUCUUCCUCGCCAUAGCCAAGGGGCCCUACGAUGACAUCUUGCCAUGGCCCUUCCAGCUAAAGGUCACCUUCAUUCUCCUGGACCCCACACGAAGGCAGUUGCCCCUGAAAGAGACCUUCCUGCCUGAUCCCCAAAGUGCCUCCUUCCACCAGCCCCACGAGAGGCUCAAUAUUGCCAGUGGGAGCCCCCUCUUUGCCAGCAAAACGCAGAUUCCCAGCUACCUCAAGGAUGAUGUCCUCUAUCUCAAAGUCGUGGUGGAUUCAGCAGGAGUUGACGUUUGA